Molecule: messenger RNA, 606 nt
Organism: Brassica oleracea var. oleracea
Lineage: Eukaryota; Viridiplantae; Streptophyta; Magnoliopsida; Brassicales; Brassicaceae
Exons: 1
Coding region: 1-606 (201 amino acids)
Source: RefSeq, a predicted model, not a curated record
AUGCCGGAAUGGAGCAGACUGGGUACCACUCCUGCAACCAACAACAAAUUCGUGUCAGCUAAAGUCUACAACUACAUAAGGGAAUCAAAGCCUUUGGUUCCGUGGCAUCUUGUGGUUUGGCUGAAAAAAGGAAUUCCAAAGUGUAAGACACUUACUUGGAUGUUUGUACUCAACAGGUGCCCCACUCGUGAUAGGUUACUGUCUUGGGGAUUGCAGACGGAUCCUCUCUGUCUUCUAUGUAACCUACUUCCAGAGAGCAGAAAUCACAUUUAUUUCUGUUGCUCCUUCUCCUCUGAAAUUUGGAGAAACCUUGCUGCAAAACUUCAAUUUGCCAUUAUCUCAGACGAUUGGGAUGAUACUUUGCAAGGUCUGAUCCGUUACACUGGUGAUAACCGGUUGCGCUUUCUCACAAUCCUAUCCUGGCAAACGCUGAUUCAUGAAUUAUGGCGUGAGCGCAACAAUAGGAUCCACCGAUCUCACUUCAAGUCGCAGGAAGCUUUAUUCUCAACCAUCUCCUCCACCAUCAAAAACCGUAUCUCAUCGCUCCGUGAAACUGACCCAAUGGAAUCGAGUGCCUGCAUGCAACUCUGGUUCUCUCUACCGUGA